Messenger RNA from Danaus chrysippus (African queen), 3504 nucleotides. NCBI's taxonomy places the organism in Eukaryota, Metazoa, Arthropoda, Insecta, Lepidoptera, Nymphalidae. The record is from the annotation of a GenBank genome assembly.
AUGAAGUUUAAGAAACAGACCCUAGUAUCGGGGGAUACGUCUGAAGAGGAGAUAGGACACAGUUAUUUGGGAACUUUGAUGUAUGGUCGCUAUCAACGCGAUUUAAGCGAAGCGGCCAGAGAAGAAGCAAGAAGACUAAGAAGACUGAGGAAGAAAAGACGAAAAGAUGAUAAACUACGACAAAAAGAAUUGGAAGCGUCAGGAAAACAUCGACCCAGAGGAAGGUUCUUUAAAGUAUUAGGCUACGUCUGGCGGAAUACAUUCGCUCGUCUGGGCGAGGACUGGGUCUUCCUGGCUCUACUGGGCAUCAUAAUGGCUGUGCUAAAUUUUGCAAUGGACAAAGGCAUUGCUGUAUGCAAUAAUGCUCGCAUGUGGAUGUACAAGGACCUGGCCACGUCUACCUUCAGUCAGUACAUAGCGUGGGUCUCUUUGCCUGUUUGUUUAAUCCUCUUCGCCGCUGGCUUCGUUCAUAUUGUUGCCGCUCAGAGUAUUGGUUCUGGCAUACCAGAGAUGAAGACGAUUCUUCGAGGAGUUCACCUCAAGGAAUACUUAACGUUCAGAGCUAUGGUCUCUAAAGUUAUCGGUCUGACAGCAACUCUUGGAUCUGGUUUACCACUUGGUAAAGAGGGCCCGUCGGUACAUAUAGCGUCUAUGGUGGCUACGUUGCUGUCUAAACUGGUGACCACCUUCCAAGGGAUAUAUAGUAACGAAUCUCGGACUAGCGAGAUGUUAGCUGCUGCUUGUGCUGUUGGAGUUGCUUCUUGUUUUGCUGCUCCUGUGGGAGGUGUAUUAUUUUCCAUCGAAGUAACCACGACUUAUUUCGCGGUCAGGAACUACUGGCGUGGAUUCUUCGCGGCCUGCUGCAGUGCUAUUAUGUUCCGUUUACUAUCAGUCUGGUCCGGCGCUCUACCCACAGUGAAGCCUCUCUUCCCCACGAGUCUCCCUCAAGACUUCCCCUUUGAUCCUCAAGAAUUCGCCGUAUUCGUACUACUUGGUAUCGUGUGUGGCCUCAUGGCGGCCUUGUGGGUAUUCCUUCAUCGCCAGUACGUGCUCUUCAUGAGAAACACUAAAGUCCUGAGUAACUUCUUACAGAAGAAUCGCUUCAUAUAUCCCGGGGUGAUGACCCUGGUCGUGAUGUCAGUUCUGUUUCCUCCCGGGAUAGGGAAAUAUAUGGCGGCCGACCUUGGAAACCAGGAACAGGUUUUGUCCCUGUUUUCCAAUUUCACGUGGUCCGACGCGCUGACAGCGGAGCAGGCGGCGCUAGUCGAUCAUUGGCGUACCGAGGACGUUGGACACUUCGCCGUACUCGUCAUUUACUUUUUCAGCAUUGUUAUAAGAUGGGGUAAAAGUACCGAAAAAACUUGCUAUAUCUGUGGAAAGGCAGUUGGAACUGCUAAGCAUCUGCUGGUGGGAUGUAAGGUACUCCUGGACAGCGGUCAAUACUCGCGUCGUCACGAUAGGGUUCUAGAAGUCAUACGUGAAGCGGUUAGUCUUUCGGUAGCCAGAGCGCAAAAGGAAAUAACCACAAACGAACGAUCAGUAGGUUUUGUGAGAGAAGGCACUAGGGCUACAAAAUCAAACGUCAAGCCUUACUCCAUCCUUAAAGCGGCGUCGGAUUGGACUAUAAUGAUGGACACGUAUGAAAAACAAUAUAAAAUCCCCGAGGAUAUUUGUGCGUCGGCCUCCAGACCGGAUAUAUUUUUGUUUUCGCGAAUUUUAAAGCGCGUAGUGAUGAUAGAGCUUACGGUCCCUUGGGAAACCAACAUCCCCAAAGACCAUACCAUCAAGGUCAACAAAUAUUACGAGCUCACAAACGAACUCACUCGAAAUAGGUUCGUAGUAGAUUUGUACGCGGUAGAGGUGGGAGCGAGAGGUAUAACAGCGAAAUCUCUCUACAACCUACUAAAGGACUUGGGCUUGUCCAGAACUCACAUUAAUGCAUUCUUGGAACGUAUAUCGAAGGCAGCCCUAGUAGGUUCUUUUCAAAUUUGGUUAGGUAGGGAGAGGAGCUUGGACAGUGGAGGUGAGCGUAUAACGCGCUUCUUUCUCAGCAUGGUUUCCUGCACACUUCCGGUUCCUGCUGGUAUAUUCGUGCCAGCGUUCAAGAUGGGCGCCGCCCUAGGUCGGUUCACUGGGGAAGUGAUGCACUACUUCUGCCCCCUCGGCGUCGCUUACGGUGGACACAUACAGAAGAUACUACCUGGUGGAUACGCGACAGUAGGAGCCGCUGCAUUCACUGGAGCCGUCACUCACACCGUCUCUACGAUCGUUAUAUGUAUUGAAAUGACAGGACAAGUGACUCACCUGCUGCCUAUCAUGGCUGCGGUGCUGUCCGCAAACGCGACAGCAGCUCUGCUGCAGCCAUCAUGCUUCGACAGCAUCAUUCUCAUCAAGAAGCUGCCUUACUUACCUGAUUUGCUCUCGUCAGCAAGUCGUAUGUACGAUAUAUGCGUGGAAGACUUCAUGGUGAGAGAUGUGAAGUACAUCUGGAACAGAAUGACCUUCCAGCAGUUGAAGGAUCUGCUUAAAGAAAAUAAGUCUAUCAAGAGCUUCCCACUAGUAUCCUCUCCAUCAUCCCCCGUACUCCUCGGCUCCAUACAUCGUUGGGAGCUGGUCCGUCUGAUAGAACAGCGCGCGGGUCGAGCCAGACGACUGCAAGUCGCGGCUCUAUGGAGACGAGAGGCUGAGGCGAGGAGACGACCUUCACGCUUUGAAGUCACCGCCGCUUCACUUACUGAUACUAGCAAGGCUGGGCUUGUACCACCACCCGGCCAGCUGUUCCGCCCUAAGUCUAUCUUAAAGAAGACCAAUUCGUUCACUCUAACUCGUGGUCUAAGUUCACCUUCGACCCCAACGACCCCGCAACCUAAUGUAUACACCACAGUUACUGGCGCGGAAACAAGGAUCCGCGCGGCGUUCGAGGCUAUCUUCAAGCGGUCGACUCUACUGCCGGAUGUUGAAGGAGGACUGGGAGACCACGGCCUGCCAAGGAGUCCGUCUAUUAAUAAGAAAGUACAAUUGCCCCGCGAGCGUGUAUGCGACAUGUCUCCCGAGGAUCAACGAGCCUGGGAAAUGAUGGAAAUGUCCCGGGAAAUAGACUUCGACAGAAUGCUGACCAUCGCUCGACAUAGAGAUAUGACGGCUGAGGAGUCUGAUCAUGAGGACGAAGACGACUCGCUGUACGUGUGUCACAUCGACCCCGCGCCCUUCCAACUGGUUGAGAGGACCUCGCUACUGAAGGUCCACUCUCUGUUCUCCACUCUGGGCGUGAGUCGCGCGUACGUCACCGCUAUAGGGAGACUCAUCGGCGUUGUGGCGCUUAAAGAGCUUCGUAAGGCCAUAGAGGAUGUUAACUCGGGUACAUUGACCCCGAGCAGCCACCAGUCUCCCGUGACGUCACUGCCGGUCCCACGCCCCCCCACCGUCCUUGUCCAGCCCCCCCGGGAGCCCGCGCCCCCCUCCGACAAGGACACCGACAAACUGACAGUUGUGAUAAUAUAUUAA